Messenger RNA from Humulus lupulus (European hop), 1125 nucleotides. RefSeq lists its product as uncharacterized. Lineage: Eukaryota; Viridiplantae; Streptophyta; Magnoliopsida; Rosales; Cannabaceae. The transcript is spliced from 3 exons. The record is from RefSeq and is a predicted model, not a curated record. Bases 1 to 1125 code for a protein of 374 amino acids.
AUGCCAACCGAGGAUCCUCACCUUCACCUUCGCUUGUUCAUUGAAGUAAGUGACUCUUUCAAGCUGCCCGGAGUGACAGAGGAUGCAUUGAGACUAAAGUUGUUCCCAUACUCCUUGAGAGAUAGAGCCAGAGCUUGGUUGAACUCCUUGCCAUCUGAUUCCGUGAGUACUUGGCAAGAGUUGGCUAAGCGUUUCUUGAUGAAGUAUUUUCCUCCCACUAAAAAUUCCAAGCUUCGCAAUGAGAUUACUUCAUUUCAACAACUUGAUGAAGAAUCCUUAUAUGAGGCAUGGGAGCGGUUUAAGGAGUUGUUACGCAAAUGCCCUCACCAUGGCAUUCCUCAUUGCAUCCAAAUGGAAACCUUCUAUAACAGUCUUAACGCUCAUACUAGGAUGGUGGUUGAUGCUUCAGCGAACGGGGCUCUUCUUGCUAAGUCCUAUAAUGAGUGGCCCACUUCUAGAUUGUCUACCGGUAGAAAGGUGGCCGGUAUUCAUGAUGUAGAUGCCAUUACUUCUUUGGCGGCCCAAGUGUCUUCUAUUUCUAAUAUGCUCAAGACAAUGAAUAUGGGGAUGAAUCAAUCAAUGGGGCAGCCUAUGGGGACACAAAUGGGGCAAAUGGAGAGCAUUUCUUCUGUGUAUUGUGGUGAGGGUCAUACUUUUGAUAACUGUCCUUCUAAUCCGGCAGCUGAAUAUAUAGUGAAGAAUGAAGCCAUGAUUCAGAGCCAAGCGGCAUCAUUGAGAAACUUAGAAAACCAAGUUGGGCAACUAGCUAAUGAGCUUAGAAAUAGACCCCACGGUACACUGCUAAGUGAUACCGAGAAUCCAAGGAGUAUGGGGAAGGAACAUUGUAAAGUUGUCACUUUGAGGAGUGGAAAGGAGUUGGAGAAGGACAAGACCGAGUCUGGGCAUGAGGGUGAGCCCUCUUCAAUCCAAAUAAAUGAGGAAUUCCAAAAAGAUGCUGAACUUCCUAGUGCACAAAGAUCUACCUCUGCCCAGGAUGCUGCAGGGAUACCGCAGCAUUGUCAACCAGCAAGCUCAAUUUCAAAGAAGCCACCUCCAUUUCCUCAACGUUUUCAGAAGCAAAAGUUGGAUUCUCAAUUCAAGAAGUUUCUAGAUAUGUUGAAGUAG